AUGAUUUCCCAUGCCGCACCCCCCUACCCCGUUUCCCCCUACCCUCCUCCCCCCACCGCGGCACCGCCCUCUCCCCCCCCAGUUGUGAAGAAGGCGGUGGAGGAUUGGAACCAAUCAACGCGUCCGAUGGCGUUUGCGGUUCAUUUCGGUGACAUUGUGGACGGCUUCUGCCCCAGGGACAGGUCCGAGGAAGCUGUGAACACGGUUCUGGAUGCAUUGGCUGGGUUCGAAGCCGGGCCCACAUACCACAUGAUCGGCAACCACUGCUUGUACAAUCUGCCCCGCGUGGCUCUCAAUAAGAUGCUCGCCAUCCCCACUGCUGCUGACAACCGAUCCUACUAUGACUUCUCGCCCUUCCCUAACUUCAGGUUCGUUGUAUUGGAUUCGUACGACGUGAGUCUGCUGGGGUGGCCAGAGGACCACCCGCACGCAGUGAAGGCGAGAGAGGUGUUGGAGAGGGAGAAUCCCAACGAGGAGAAGAACAGCCCUGAGGGACUCGAAGGGUUGAACAGGCGGUUUGUGAAGUUCAACGGAGGCGUGGGGGAGGAGCAGCUCCGGUGGCUGGAAGGCGUGCUAUCUGAGUGCGAUGCGCUGGGAGAAACUGUGGUGCUGUGCUGCCACCAGCCCAUUGAACCCACUGCUCUGCCCACCGCCACCUGCCUUGUCUGGAACUAUGAUGAGGUGCUGGCGGUUAUUCACAGGCACGAGUGUGUGGCAGCAGUGAUAGCAGGGCACGCGCACUUCGGAGCAUAUGCGCUGGACGCCAGAGGCAUUCACCACCGCAUCCUGGAGGGAGCCGUGGAGUGCCCCCCCGGCACCGUGGCGUUCGGCCAUGUGGACGUGUAUCCGGACCGCCUCUGCAUCAUUGGCAAGGACCGCAUGCUCUGCACUGAGAUGAAGUUCCCGUGUAGGCCUGGCGCUGCUGAUCUGUAG
Molecule: messenger RNA, 933 nt
Organism: Closterium sp. Naga37s-1
Lineage: Eukaryota; Viridiplantae; Streptophyta; Zygnematophyceae; Desmidiales; Closteriaceae
Source: the annotation of a GenBank genome assembly